This is a messenger RNA of Symbiodinium sp. CCMP2456, 1467 nucleotides long. NCBI's taxonomy places the organism in Eukaryota, Dinophyceae, Suessiales, Symbiodiniaceae. The record is from the annotation of a GenBank genome assembly.
AUGGCAGCCAGAGUGGAGGAUCCAACAGCCAUCCUGAUUGGGAAAGUGGGGGCAGGGAAGACCACGAUUUUCAACAAGGUCUGUGAUGCCAAUCGUGAUGCCGACAUCACUGACGAUUCCUGUACACGGCAGUUUGUGAGCAAAAAGGUCUUUUACGAUGAUAUGUCGAUGGUCCUGUACGAUGGGCCAGGUUGCAACAGCAAAGAGGACACUUACGCGCACAGCUAUGUGCUUCGCCAUGGUCUAACAUGUGAGCCUCUGAACGGUGUAUUUGUAGCGGUGGAGUACAACCCACGCAUCCGCAACAACAUGGGAGGAGAUUUCUAUGAAGUUGCGAAGAUCCUCAAGAAGGAGGCCUACGACCACAUCGUGGUAGUAGUGACGAAAAUGGAUCAGUUCCAUCCAGACUCGAAGUUCCCUACCCGCAAAAGCAUGGAAGCUCACAUCCGAAAGAGCUUUCAGAUGGACUACGGCAUGAAUCAGCUGGUCUUCUCCGAUGUAACCUCGACGGCUCCCAUGCUGUUCCACGACAUGAGGAAAGCAGUCGCCCAACUCUCAAAGGUUCAGCUGAGCUACACAGACGAGGAGUUCUUGGAGCACUUCGACCUGAAAGCAUGGAAGGGCCGUGAGCAAUUUGAUUUGCAUCGCCUGAAGAAGCAGAUUGAAAAGUUGUGCGCAGAGUUCGAGGAGGGACUUCAACACUUGGUUGCCACUCAGCAAAACGUCUCGCCUCAGGAAUUUCAGGAUUAUGUUUAUGCGAUCAUCCAGCAGAACCGCAUGGAGUUGGAGGAAAAUGUGUACCGCCCUUUCCUGCAUCGCAACGGCGAGGAUGAGAUUGCCUUUGACGACUAUGCUGCCAGCAUCGAGUUGCAGAAGUUGAUCCACCGCGCGCACUCGGACUUCCGCAACGAAGCCAAGAAGCACUUGCUGGUGAACCCUGACAACACCAACGACUGGCGCAACGCGAUUCGACGUUGCCAGCACUGCCGUGAAGUGUGGGUCAAGGUGGAAGGUUGUGAUGGUGCAACGACAUGUGGAGCGCGUCCGAGCAACAUUGAUGCUUCAUCAACAGCCUACUAUCGGUUGCUGUGGGAGAGAGUUGAGGGGAAAUUGCGACCUGGCAAGUUCUUGAUGAAACCAGAGGUCAGGAGCACCAAGAAGACUGAGGCAAUCUCCAACCUCAAGCCCAUCGGCUGCGGAAAGAGCAUCGUCUGGUCGGACCAAGCAGUUGUUCCGCCGUGUCAGCUGGAUUGCCUCUUCAGCACCCAGGAGUUAGAAAACAUCCUGAGCUCCUUCAAGAUGGACAAGCAGUUUCAGAUGCUUAAGAAACGAAAGGAGGCGGAGAUCCAACCUUUCGGAGAGUUAGAUGAGACUGGCCGGGACAAGAAGCAGGGGCAUGCUGUGCAACCUGAUGUCGACAUGAGAGUCGGGAUGAGAGUCAGUGUCCGCAAGGUUGCAAGCUGCUGA